Messenger RNA from Dentiscutata erythropus, 1371 nucleotides. The record is from the annotation of a GenBank genome assembly. Lineage: Eukaryota; Fungi; Glomeromycota; Glomeromycetes; Diversisporales; Gigasporaceae.
AUGGUUCAAUUGGUCAAUAGGUUCACUUUAGCCUGUUUAGACUCGACAAAUCUAGAUGAAAAAAAUGACACAUUACUGCAAUGUACUUGCGAUUUCCGCAUUAAUUUAAGCAAUUGUUCCGAUUCUUUUAUUUUACGAACGGGAAGUUGGAUUCUUAUCUUUCAUGCUAUAUUAAUUUCUGUCAUCUCUGCUUGGUUCCUUUGGCCACAUGAUGCAUUUCAUCUUGUAACAAUUUCUUCCAAUAUACUACAAGUUAUAGAUACAUUAUGUUUAUUAUAUGAUUGUAUGCCAAAUGUUAUUUUGGCUGAAAUAUUGGCAGAUUUGCCACGACAAGUAUCCUUUGCAUUUUCAGUACUAUAUCUUGUCGGAAUCAUUUAUUCGAUUCCUGUCUUAACACCGACAAACGUUUCGUAUCCGAAUAAUUUUGUUCCAAACAAACAUUUUGUCGACAUUGUAGCAUUCUGUUUAAUUUUAGGGCCUUUCAUUAUAAACACUCCAAUUUCUUAUAUGACAGGCCUUUAUGCAGAAAGCAAUCCCAUAACUGCUAAUAAAUUGUUUGAGCAACGACCAAAAGGUGAAACCGCGAUACAACAGAAAUUGGAAACAGUACAAGUCGCUUCUACUAAUCUUUCAACUGUUGCAACAGUCUUUGUCAUUUGGGGUUCUCUUUUUGUGCUCGUAUCUUUUACAUUUGGUGUCACCUACAAAACUUUUACAGCCAAUAAUGAAACUAUAAAUAUUUUAUAUUUUAUCGCUUUAAAUGUUUUCGAACCAUUUUGUUUUCAAAUCUCGCAAUUCAUUAUAAUAUACAACGCAACAAAGACAACACCACAUAAUGCACAAUUUGGUCGAACGUUCAGCGUGUUAAAAACUUCAAAUCACCCAUACAGAGCAUCAAAUUCGAGAUUAUCGAAAUUAUCAUCAUCGAGAACAUCGAGAACAUCGAGAAUAUCAAGUUCGAAAAUAGAACACGGCAUGACACAACCUGUGUCCUUGGUUCCUAGGGCACAUCUAUUAUCUCCACCAGGAGAUCGUUCUAGUUCUAUGAGUCGCACAAGCUCAAGAUCCAUAAAUAGCACUUUCUCAAAAAUCAAUUUUGAAUUGAACAACACGAGUUCGUCAAACAAAUCAAAAAAUCUAAAUGAAACUCUCGAUAUGAUAAGCAAUGAAUCUACAUCGUAUUAUUCUAUCGGAGAAAACCUUGCAGCAUCAAGUCGAGGAAAUUCUUUUAUUGAUUCCAAUUCAAAAGAAAUUAAUAGCCAAAGAUCGAGUUCCCAACUUUCUGGCCAUGGAAAUUAUUCUGAUUCUUCUUCAUUACCCUUAAAACCUCAACGUUUAAGUAACACUAAUUUAUUAAUACCCAUAGACUGA